GUUUUCUGUUUGUUUAUUUGAAAAACAAUAUCUGAAUACACAGGAGUGUACAAAAACAAGUGUAAUUUUGUUAUUUCACUUUUAUAAAUCAAUGUACUUGGAAUAUUUUGUCUAAAAACAAAUAAUCAUUUAGACGACACUCUUUUUUGUGUUUGUUGUUUGAUCUUUUUUUUCAUUAAAAAAAAAUAAAUUAUGCUGAAAUUUGUUAUAACAACAAAAGAAGAUCUUCAGGAGGCAGCGAAACUUGAAAAACGAAGGCAGUAUGAAGAGGAACGGAAGAAGCGUAUCUUCAAUGGAAAACAACGUCUUAUUGGUUUGGACCAUGAUGCACUAGAAAAACAGAUUGAAGAAAAAUCCAAACUUCAGAGUAUUGAAGACGAACGAGAACGCAAAUAUUUGGAACAGACCCAAAGACGAGCAAAUAUCUUAAGAGCCAAAGAAAUCGAACAACAAAGGGAAUCCAAAGCUAUUAAGACAGAUUUGAAUUAUUAUCGCUGUCGAUUUCAACGGAAAGAGUUAGCGCGUGAAUAUGAUUUAAAUAAUCCUUAUAGAAUCACGAAUGCCGAACCAGUUCGUAUAGCAGAUGAUGAUCCUAGAUUGGGAAUUUCAUCAGCUCAGAUAUUUCUUGGAGAAGAUUUGAAUGAAGCUGAUCGACGACAGGCUCAAAGAAAUCAGCAAAAAGCUUGGCUUGAACAACAAAUGAAGGAGCGAAAGCAGGCUGAAGAAGAUCGCAUCAAAGCAGAAAACAUCUUUCAAGAAUCUAUGAAGGCCAGGGAUCAACGAUUGUUGGAGAUGUCAAUGGCCGAACGUGAAAACCAAUAUAAAAUUAAAGAAUCUAUACGCCUCUAUAAUGAAAUGCUUGCACAUGAAAAGCAGGCAAACAAACGACUUAUUCAGCAACAAACCCAAGAAGAUAACUUGGCUGAAAUAUACAAUAUGCUCGGAAGUGACAUGCUGACAGAAAACCCAGAUGUGGCACAGAGUAAAAUCGCUUUGAAUAAGAAGAUCGCUUACAUGUACAAGGGUAUGACCCCGCAAGAGGCUGAGCUGUUUCGAGCUCAGCAGCAAGAACAGUUGGAACAGAAUAAGCAACGCAAAUACGAAGAAAAAUUGAAAGAAGCCAUUUGGGACCAACACGCGAUAAACACUUCUAGAGCGCUUACCUUAAAACAACUCGAACAACAAAGGAUAGAAAAAGCUCAAAAAGAGGAACAAUUCAGGGCCAACAAGGAAUUAGCUCAAGAACAAAGAGCCCGAAGGGAAUAUAUGAACAAAAUUGUCUUUAAAAACCAAACUUCUGACGAAUAUUGGGCACAAUUCAAUCGUACAACGCGUUAAAAUAAAUACACUUCUUAUUUCGAUAAAAUUUAUAAGCCUUUCAUAUACAUUUAUAAAAUACAUAUUGCUUUAACAAUAAAGAGAAACAAAAUUUAAUUAAGUCGUGUUUGUGGU
Molecule: messenger RNA, 1452 nt
Organism: Eupeodes corollae
Lineage: Eukaryota; Metazoa; Arthropoda; Insecta; Diptera; Syrphidae
Product: RIB43A-like with coiled-coils protein 2
Exons: 8
Coding region: 193-1338 (381 amino acids)
Source: RefSeq, a predicted model, not a curated record